AUGCGAGACUUCCUCGAGCAAAGCAAAGCCGCGACCCAGGAUCUCUACGGUCCUAUUUCCGGUGUGUCGCAGAGGGACCACGAAGUCGAAAUGCGGGACGGGAAGAAGAUUGCCGUGAGGACGUAUCAUCCGGAGAGUCCUCCAUCGGAUGGGUCUCCUUUGGCCGUGCUGUACCAUGGCGGAGGCUGGUGUAUUGGAGGACUCACGAACGAGGAGCUGUUGUGCAAACUGUUGGUAUCCAAGUUGGGCAUGACUGCUGUCAACGUCGACUAUCGUUUAGGACCCGAGCACAAGUUCCCGACUGCGCAUAACGAUUGCCUCGAUGCUACGAAAUGGGCCGCCUCCAACGCAUCUUCCCUCGGCGCCGAUCCUAGCAAGGGCUUCAUCAUUGGAGGAACUUCAGCUGGAGGCAACAUCACGGCUACGGUCUCGCAUCAAUGGCGAGACGAGAAGCAGUCACCUCCCUUGACAGGCUCACACCUGAUGAUUCCCGCCGUCGUAGCCGCUGGCCACGUUCCCGAGGAGUUCGCAGCCGACUACAAGUCCUAUGGCGAACUUCCCAACGCUGCGAUCCUGAGCCAUAAAGCAAUGGAUCUAUUCGCGGACAACUAUUGUCCGGCGGAGAAGAGGAGUGAUCCCAUUUUCAGCCCGCUGUUGUGGCCGACGGGUCAUGGAGGACUGCCACCACAGUACUUUCAGAUUUGUGGUGGGGACCCAUUGCGAGACGAGGCAUUGAUCUAUGAACGGCUUCUCAGGGAGAAGGAGGGGACGGUGACGAAGGUUGAUAUGUACCCGGGUCAACCGCAUGGAUUCUGGUCAGUUUUUCCGCAGAUGAAGGCUAGCCAGAAGUUCAUCGGAGACUCUGUCAAGGGGGUGGAGUGGUUGCUGCAGCAGAAGAAGAAGUAG
Molecule: messenger RNA, 906 nt
Organism: Zymoseptoria tritici IPO323
Lineage: Eukaryota; Fungi; Ascomycota; Dothideomycetes; Mycosphaerellales; Mycosphaerellaceae
Exons: 3
Coding region: 1-906 (301 amino acids)
Molecular function (GO): hydrolase activity
Source: RefSeq, a predicted model, not a curated record